This is a messenger RNA of Paramecium sonneborni, 1077 nucleotides long. NCBI's taxonomy places the organism in Eukaryota, Ciliophora, Oligohymenophorea, Peniculida, Parameciidae. The record is from the annotation of a GenBank genome assembly.
AUGAUCAAUGUUUCAAAAUGUAGUAAAUGCUAAAAGGUUCCUGAUGAUAUUCUAAUGUUGACUUGUACACAUGAUCUAUGUUUAGAUUGUGCAGCUAAAUCAUUUUCAACUUAAUAAACUAAAAAGAAAAAAAAAGUAUUUUCUUGUCAAAAUAUUAUCUAGUUUUUUGUAUGUGAUGCUUGUUAAUCAAAUACAGAAUUAGAUUCUAAUAGUAUAUAUGAAUUAGAAAAAAUUCAUCUAGCAAUUUCAUAUCAAGAUCGAUCAAAUCGCAAACCUGCUGCUAUGAUCUAAAAAUCCAAUAUUAGUUUAGAAAAAUAAGUAAAAUCGAGAUCUUAAACUCGAUAAGAUAAUAAAGAGAAUUAAAAGGAAAAGACUAUAAAAUUUGCAAUGUAGAAUCCUGAAGGAAAACAAUCAUUUCAUAUAUCAUAACGCAAAAUGAGUAUAUAAUAAAGUGAAAAUUCAUUUAUUCAACAUUCAAGAAAUUAAUGUCUUGAUCAUCCUGAUGAAGAAGUUUCUUAUUUUUGCUUUGAUUGUAAUAGUAAAUGCAUAUGUCCUGAAUGUAUAAUUCAUGGAAUUCAUAAAAAUCAUGAAGUUAAAACAAUCAAAAAAGCUUAUCCUUUGAUUCGAAAAUAAUUAGAAGAUCAGAUUGAAUAAAAUUAAUAAUAGAUGUUAUAUAUAGAAAAUUAAAAAUAAGAUUUAGAAAAAAAAUAAAUUCAAUAAUCUUCAAAUUAAGAAAACAUGAGAUUACAAAUAGUCUAAGAAUUUAAAGUAAUUUUUUUAAUUAAAUUAGGUUCUACAUUAAUUAUUGAAUAAUAAAUAAAGUGAAUUACUAGAACAAGUUGAAAAUCUUCCCUCAAUUAUGAAUUAAUAAGAAAAUUAUAUUAAUAGAUUGAAUGAUGCUGAAAUCAAACUAUAAAAAUUUAAUAUGAAAAUAAGUUAAGUGUUAGAUGAAAAGGAUGAAAUUGAAAUACUCAAUUAUUUUGCAUAUUUAUAAGCCUAAACUACUACUUAAAUACCACCCUCUCCUAACAUAAAGGUUAUUUAAUUGUCCAACUUAAUUUUCUAAUAAAUCAAUGA